AUGUGUGAACCAGAUAUAGUCGAUGUGAGGAACAAGGUACAAAAGAAGUUUAAGACGAGAGGUUACACCAUCAAGGUCAAAGCCCUAACCAAGAUCCUCUCUUUCCUCAACCACUUCCAAGAUGCCAAAGAUGAAGCCCUAGAUCUCCACCUCGACGAGCUUCAGCACCAAUCUCUGAAAGCUUCAAUAUUGGACAAAGAACUUGUUCAUCAAAUGGUGAGCCUUCUAUGGGAAAUUGAAGUGGUUGCUGCAAUGGAAAGAACUCAUAGUAGUGAUACCCAGGUAUCUACGCUCCGUAUAAUUUGA
Ilex paraguariensis (yerba mate) is the source of this 306-nucleotide messenger RNA. The record is from the annotation of a GenBank genome assembly. Lineage: Eukaryota; Viridiplantae; Streptophyta; Magnoliopsida; Aquifoliales; Aquifoliaceae.